AUGUAUCCAGGAGGGUCCACCCUGCCAUCUGGAUUGGGGAGCUACAUCCUCCCGGAGACCCAUUACCUGUCCAGUGGCCCAGUUGGGGGGGACCCCAUGGCUGGGAAAAUCUCAGAGCGUCUGGCCAGCCCUGUGACUGGACACCUGGCUUGUCCACCACCUCCAGCAUCUCAACAGCAGGGCUACCCAGACAGGGACCCCUACGGACUGGACAUCAUGGGCACCGGUGUAGACCACACAACAUCCUCAGCCUAUCGGAGGAACAUGAACCACGCCAAGCCACCCUACUCCUACAUCUCCCUCAUCUGCAUGGCCAUCGAGCAGGCUCCGUCCAAGAAGCUCACCCUCAACGACAUCUACCAGUGGAUCCGCCAGCUCUUCCCGUACUACCGGCAGAACCAGCAGCGCUGGCAGAACUCCAUACGCCACUCGCUCUCCUUCAACGACUGCUUCAUCCGGGUGGCCCGCUCGCAGGACUCUCCAGGGAAGGGCUCCUACUGGACCCUCCACCCGGACUCUGGGAACAUGUUCGAGAAUGGCUGCUACAUGCGCCGGCAAAAGAGGUUCCGGUGUGCGAGACAGCAGAGCCCAUCAUCCUCAUCCUCAUCAUCGCCUUCUUCCUCCUCCUCCUCCUCUUCCUCCUCCAAAUCCAAACACGCAGAAGCGGAGCGGGCAGGCAAGACAGGGAAGAGAGGAGGAGAGGAGAAGAGGCCGCAUCGCAGGGCAGCGGAGGUGAAGAGGCCAGCCUCCAUCUCUGACGCCUCUUCCUCCAUGUCCUCCAUCUCAUCCUCCUCUUCUCCCUCAUCCACCACCACAUUCACCGCCUUGACCCCACCUAUGCCCACCUCCACUACCUGUGCCCUCCGCCCCAAGUCCCCAUCGCCUCCACCCCCCAUCCAGCGCCUGUCCUUCCCUCCACAGCCUCACGACGCCCCAGUCACCCACCACCUCUCACCUCCAUCCUCCACCAUCACCCCCACUCUACACCCUCUCUCAACCCCCACCACCACCACCAUUCACCAGACCCAUCACCACCAGUCCUCCACCCUACCUCCUCCUCCUCCUCCCCCAUCGUCCUACCCCAUGGACCCGUCGUGCAUGCGGAGCAGCAGUGAGCAGCCCCUCAGCCACUACCCUUUCUCCAUCUCUCAGCUCAUGGACUUCCAGCCAUAUGACUCUCACUCCAUGGGAUACCAGGGUUACUAUUCCACGGCCAACACUAACUCUCAUCACCACCACCACCACUACAACAGCUACCUGAUGAGCGGCAGGGAGGAGACGGCGCCGUACAUGGGGGACUCGGUGUACUACUCCUCUGGGCUCGGGAUGUGCUCAGUACCCUUGUUGAGCUCCUCGUAA
Molecule: messenger RNA, 1359 nt
Organism: Engraulis encrasicolus (European anchovy)
Lineage: Eukaryota; Metazoa; Chordata; Actinopteri; Clupeiformes; Engraulidae
Gene: foxa
Product: forkhead box A sequence
Exons: 1
Coding region: 1-1359 (452 amino acids)
Biological process (GO): regulation of transcription by RNA polymerase II; anatomical structure morphogenesis; cell differentiation
Molecular function (GO): DNA-binding transcription factor activity, RNA polymerase II-specific; RNA polymerase II cis-regulatory region sequence-specific DNA binding
Source: RefSeq, a predicted model, not a curated record